Messenger RNA from Haemonchus placei, 555 nucleotides. The record is from the annotation of a GenBank genome assembly. NCBI's taxonomy places the organism in Eukaryota, Metazoa, Nematoda, Chromadorea, Rhabditida, Trichostrongylidae.
GAGAAUGGUUUGGUUCUCGUAGAGCAAGAAGCGGAAGAACCGUCUCAAGUAUCUGCGGAUAGUAGUGGAUCUUCAAUUAGCAUGAAACCUGGUCCGCUGCUGUUCUCUGCAGAAACCAUCAAACUUGUCGAACGAGCAGUUCCUGGUUCAUCAAGUCUUGAUCAGAAAGUUAGGAAAUUGGUAGACACUAACAAGAAGAUGCGUAAAGAUUAUGAAGAGAUGGAGCAAUCAAUCUACAACCAGCGAAUGAUUAGAGCGAAUCAUCAAGCAAAUGCGGCUGGUCACGGUCCAUCGGAUGAAGCGAACAAAGAGGCGGCUAAACAAUUGGCAGAACUCAAAUUUAAACUGCAAGAGGCUGAACGCGAGAAUACAAAUCAUCAAGGAAAUAUCAUUCGAAUAGAAGGUCAGAUGAAGCGAUUCAAGGCAAAUGCUGAGACCGCCGAAAAGGAACUUGAUGAGGUCAAGACUCAAAACCGCCAGCUCAAAAAAGAGGUACCGUUUGACCCAUUGACCUAUGCUGUCAAAGGAAUCGAUAUGCACGAUUUCGAGCAGUGA